AUGUCUUCUUUGACUAGGUUGUUACAGGAGAAGCGAAGAAAUGAAGCAGAAUCCUUAAACACUGCUACGAAUAAUAAUAAUCAGCAAUUUCCCUUGGGUAGUCCUUCGACAGCCCCCCUGGAAUUGGAACGCCCCCUGGGUCCAGGCGGUGAAAAUUCUACAACGAGUAUUACUACUGUUACUCAAGUCGAUUCUGGCGAAGAUUCUUCUACUCCUAGUUCUUCUUUCCAAAGUGGUAGUGUUGGUGCACACUUCCCUUCGAGCUUUUUGGAUGCUAAUUCGGCACAUACUGCAGCUUUGCAUGGAAGUUCGCUGCAGAGAAAUGGUGGAUCUUUUCUCAUUGAUGGAGCUAGGCCUGGUAGCAGAUUAGGUGUCUCCAACACGCCACACAGAUUGAGUGGGUCCAGUAAACAUCCACCUUCGUUGUCAUGCAGUAUCCCAUAUUCCGUUCCCAACUCAAAUAAAGAUUCUAGCGUUGGUGGUGGUAGCAGUAGCAACAGUUCAUCCUUAUCGAAUUCGUGGUUGGAGGCCUAUGGUGGUGCUUUGCCUAAUAAUGUUUCGGCAAUUGAUUCUAAUGUGAUAUCUUCACCAAAGGUGGAUAGUGUUGAACCUCGUUUUUUCAUUUCAAAGCAGAAAUUCCAGAAGUCUUCCACAGAUAAUGCUACCAAUGCAGCCCAAGCUGGUAGUUUUUCUGGAUCGAAUUCGCUAUCCUCACAAUUUGGUAGUUUCUUCUUCAGUAAAGGUAAGACGCAGGCUCAAGAACUUCCCACUAGCGCUGGAAGUGGUGUGGGGUCAGCCACCACAAGUAAGGCGGGAUCACCGGUGGCUACAGCAAUUCCCAAACCGAUGAAGGCAAGGCAGAGUAGUAUUUACAUGUCUUCUAGACAACCUUCCGGAUCAUAUCAAGAGACAGUCGCAGGUUCUCCUUCAUCUUCUUUGAUGCAUGAACCACCACCAAGUCAAAAUGGCCCUAAACCUUCACGUCAUUCAUCGGUAGCCAAUUUGAAAUCGUUCUUCAAAAAAGGUUCAAGUACUAACUUGUCCGCCCAAGCUGGUUCGCCCGGUGCCAUGGCAGUACCCUUCUCCUCUGGUACUCCGGCACAUGCAACUUUCACUAUGGGAUCGUUAGGUAGUAGUGGAAGUGCUGGUGGUGGUGGUAGUAGCGGUAAUGGUAAUGUCGGUAAUAGUAGUGCUUCUUCUGCUGGUGGUGUUGUUGGUGAAACCAUAUAUUGUUCUACUCCCGAUGCAAAUUUGCCCUUUCACAAAAGAUAUGUCAAGACAGGUGAUGAUUUAGGUGCUGGUGCUGGUGGUUCAGUUAAAUUAGUCAGGCGUGCAGCUGAUCGUAAAGUGUUUGCCGUCAAGGAGUUUCGUACUAAAUUGGACAGUGAAUCCAAGAGAGACUAUGUUAAAAAGAUUACUUCAGAAUACUGCAUAGGUUCCACAUUGCGCCAUUCUAACAUUAUUGAAACCAUCGAAAUUGUUUACGAGAAUAACCGCAUCUUGCAGGUGAUGGAAUACUGCGAAUACGAUUUGUUUGCAAUUGUUAUGAGUAACAAAAUGUCUUACGAAGAAAUAUGUUGUUGUUUCAAACAGAUUUUAUGUGGUGUUCAAUAUUUACACAGUUUGGGUUUGGCACAUAGAGAUUUGAAGUUAGAUAAUUGUGUGAUUAACACAAAGGGGAUCGUCAAAUUGAUCGAUUUCGGUGCCGCUGUAGUUUUCUCGUAUCCGUUAUCAAAAACUUUGGUGGAAGCUAGUGGUAUUGUUGGUAGUGAUCCAUAUUUGGCCCCUGAGGUGUGCAUUUUCUCGAAAUACGACCCACGUCCCGUGGAUAUCUGGUCGGUUGCCAUCAUAUUUGCAUGCAUGAUUCUUAAGAAAUUCCCAUGGAAGAUUCCCAAGCUGAGAGAUAACUCUUUCAAAUUGUUCUGUUCUGGCCGUGAUUGUGAUUCUUUGAGUGCAUUGGUGACAAGGACACCAGAUCCUCCAUCCUACGACAAACUAGUCAAUAACCAAGAUCCAGGCACAUCGCCAAAGAAAACUAACAAUCCUGUUGAUCCCAAUAACCCAAACAUCGGCCCUCAAAGACUUUAUCAUUCUUUACCUGAAGAAUGUCAACAUAUUGUGUCUCGUAUGAUUGACUUAGCUCCUGCAUGUCGUGCAAGUAUAGAAGAAAUCAUGGAUGAUCCAUGGGUAAAAAGUAUACAAAUGUGCCACAUGGUAGAGCAAGGUCUCAACUUCAAAGUUGUUAACGCAGAAGAUCACAAACAUACACAAGUGGAUCAAAGUGAAGCCCAUAUCGCAGGUCUGGAGAAAAGAAAGAAGAAGGGGGGAAGUUGA
Messenger RNA from Zygosaccharomyces rouxii, 2334 nucleotides. RefSeq names its product serine/threonine protein kinase NPR1 (gene NPR1). Gene Ontology annotation, molecular function: protein serine/threonine kinase activity; ATP binding. The record is from RefSeq and is a predicted model, not a curated record. Bases 1 to 2334 code for a protein of 777 amino acids. The transcript has a single exon. Gene Ontology annotation, biological process: intracellular signal transduction; protein phosphorylation. Lineage: Eukaryota; Fungi; Ascomycota; Saccharomycetes; Saccharomycetales; Saccharomycetaceae.